Molecule: messenger RNA, 6695 nt
Organism: Sorex araneus (European shrew)
Lineage: Eukaryota; Metazoa; Chordata; Mammalia; Eulipotyphla; Soricidae
Gene: VWA8
Product: von Willebrand factor A domain containing 8
Exons: 45
Coding region: 192-5894 (1900 amino acids)
Cellular component (GO): cytoplasm
Molecular function (GO): ATP binding; ATP hydrolysis activity
Source: RefSeq, a predicted model, not a curated record
GCCCGGGCCGGCCCGCGGGGACCCGAGCUCGGCUGCACGCGCCUCCCCGCGGGGCCGGCCCGGGACUGCGCCGGGGGAAGGAGUUUCCGGCGGACUCGGCGCGCCGCUGCCUUCCUGUCCCCCGCGCGGCGCCGUCUCCCGCUGCCGGCCCGGGACGCCGCUCGGCCCGGACCCCCUCCGCCCCCCCCACCAUGCAGUCCCGGCUUCUGCUCCUCGGGGCGCCCGGCGGCCCCGGCGGCCCCGCGGCGCGGCGCGUGCGGCUGCUGCUGCGCCAGGUGGUGCGGGGCCGCGACGGGCGGCGCUCGGAGGUCAGGCUUCUGCACGCCGGGGCGGGGGCCGACACAGGUACUACAGUCAAUAUUGGAGAUGUGUCGUACAAGUUGAAAACUCCUAAGAGCCCAGAACUUGUGCCACAAAACUACGUUUCAGACUCUGUGGCACAAUCAGUAGUUCAACAUCUAAGAUGGAUAAUGCAAAAGGAUCUUUUGGGGCAAGACAUUUUUCUAAUCGGUCCUCCUGGGCCUCUUCGACGCUCAAUUGCUAUGCAGUACCUGGAGCUGACCAAACGGGAGGUUGAAUACAUCGCGCUGUCCAGGGAUACCACGGAAACCGAUCUCAAGCAGCGCCGCGAGAUCCGCUCAGGCACAGCUUUCUACAUCGACCAGUGUGCCGUUCGUGCAGCCACGGAAGGCAGGACCCUUGUAUUGGAAGGCUUGGAAAAAGCAGAGAGAAAUGUCCUGCCUGUUUUGAACAAUCUGCUGGAGAACAGGGAGAUGCAGCUGGAAGAUGGACGCUUCCUGAUGUCUGCUGAGCGCUACGACAAACUUCUCCAAGAUCAUACGAAAAAGGAGUUGGAUGCUUGGAAGAUUGUUCGAGUUAGUGAAAAUUUUCGAGUGAUUGCCUUGGGCUUGCCAGUGCCUAAGUACACUGGCAACCCGUUAGAUCCCCCUCUUCGUUCCCGAUUUCAAGCUAGAGAUAUUUAUUAUCUACCCUUCAGAGACCAACUUAAACUGUUAUAUUCACUUGGACCCAAUGUUUCUGCUGAGAAAGUUUCUCAGCUCUUGUCCUUUGCCACCACUCUCUGUUCCCAAGAAUCUGCUACUCUUGGACUUCCAGAUUUUCCUUUAGAUAGUUUACCAGCUGCAGUUCAAAUCUUGAAUUCUUUUCCUAUGAUGUCAAUUGAACAUGCAAUUCAGUGGCUCUACCCGUACACACUUUUACUAGGACAUGAGGGAAAGAUGGCUGUGGAAGAUGUUUUAAAACGUUUUGAACUUCGAGAUUCACAAAACGCUACGCUUCCUAAAGAGGUUGUGAGAGUGGAAAGGAUCACUGAAAACCAGGUUGCCCAAGCUCUUGUGACUAUCCGGUUUGCAGACAAAGAGGUGACCAUUAAGGUGCCAGCGGGGACCAGACCAGUGAGCCAGCCGUGUUCAUCUGACCAUUUUGUACAGACCCUGAGCCAUAAGCAGCUGCUCGCUGAAAUGAUGCAGUCUCACAUGGUGAAGGACAUAUGUUUAAUUGGAGGAAAGGGCUGUGGAAAAACAGUUAUCGCUAAGAACUUUGCAGAUACGUUAGGAUAUAACAUCGAACCCAUCAUGCUCUAUCAGGACAUGACGGCGCGCGACCUGCUCCAGCAGAGAUACACUCUCCCGAAUGGAGACACUGCCUGGCGGUCUUCUCCACUCGUGACUGCGGCCCUGGAAGGAAAGCUGGUCCUCCUGGAUGGCAUUCACCGGGUCAACGCAGGCACACUCGCCGUGCUGCAGAGGCUGAUCCAUGACCGAGAGCUAAGUCUCUAUGAUGGCUCAAGGCUGCUGAGAGAAGAUAGAUAUUCUCGUUUGAAGGAGGAGCUGCAGCUGUCUGAUGAGCAGUUACAGGAGAGAUCCAUCUUUCCUGUCCACCCCUCCUUCAGAAUCAUCGCCUUGGCAGAACCUCCUGUGAUUGGAAGCACAACACAGCAGUGGUUGGGACCGGAAUUUUUAACCAUGUUCCUUUUCCAUCACAUGAAACCACUUGUGAAAACUGAAGAAAUGCAAGUGAUUAAGGAAAUGGUACAAAAUACACCUCUGGAAGCUUUGGACAAAUUGUUGUCAUUUACACACAAACUCAGAGAGACACAGGAUCCGACAGCACAAUCAUUGGCAUCCUCACUCUCGACCAGACAGCUGUUGCGAAUUUCUCGCCGGCUGUCGCAGUACCCCAAUGAAAAUCUUCACAAUGCUGUUAAUAAAGCAUGCCUUUCCAGGUUUUUACCAAGCCUUGCAAAGUCAGCACUAGAAAAAAAUCUGGUAGAUGCUGAAAUAGAAAUAAGUACUGAUAAUAAUCUUGAACCACAACCAGAGAAUUACAAAUGUGAAGUAGCAUCUGGAGUUCUGAAGAUUGGAGCUGUUAGUGCACCAGUCUACAAUGCCCAUGAAAAAAUGAAAGUGCCUGAUGUCCUGUUCUAUGACAACAUUCAGCACAUGGUAGUGAUGGAAGAUAUGCUAAAAGACUUUCUUCUUGGAGAACACUUACUAUUGGUUGGCAACCAGGGUGUUGGAAAGAACAAGAUCGUUGAUAGAUUCCUUCACUUACUCAACAGACCCCGAGAAUAUAUUCAACUUCACAGGGACACAACUGUGCAGACACUUACUCUUCAGCCUUCAGUUAAAGAUGGACUUAUUGUGUAUGAAGACUCACCUUUGGUUAAAGCAGUAAAGAUGGGCCAUAUUCUAGUAGUGGAUGAGGCAGACAAAGCCCCCACAUAUGUCACCUGUAUUUUAAAAACUCUGGUAGAAAAUGGAGAAAUGAUUCUUGCUGAUGGAAGGCGAAUUGUUGCAAAUUCUGCUAGUGUGGAUGGAAGAGAAAAUGUUAUAGUGAUUCAUCCUGAUUUUAGGAUGAUUGUUCUGGCCAACAGACCUGGAUUUCCUUUCUUAGGCAAUGAUUUCUUCGGUACCUUAGGUGAUAUUUUUAGCUGCCAUGCAGUUGAUAAUCCCAAACCCCAGUCAGAGCUGGAGAUGCUCAGGCAGUAUGGACCAAAUGUGCCCGAGCCCAUCCUCCAGAAGCUUGUGGCUGCCUUUGGAGAGCUGAGGAGUUUAGCAGACCAGGGAAUAAUUAACUAUCCUUAUUCUACCAGAGAAAUCGUCAACAUAGUCAAGCAUUUACAGAAAUUUCCCAACGAAGGUCUCUCUACUGUGGUUCGGAAUGUGUUUGACUUCGAUUCCUACAACGAUGAUGUGAGGGAGACUUUGAUGAACACGCUACACAAAUACGGAAUACCUAUCGGAGCAAAGCCUAACAGUGUGCAGCUGGCCAAGGAGUUGCCUCUGCCAGAACAGACAUUCUUGGGCUACUGGACAAUUGGUCAGUCAAGAAAUGGCAUGCAGAAGUUGCUGUGUCCGGCAGAAACUGACCACAUUGGCAUAAAGGGUCCAGCACCUAUAAAUAUUCAGGAGUACCCAAUAGAAAGACAUGAAGAAAGAUCCCUAAACUUUACUGAAGAAUGUGCCUCCUGGAAAUUACCCUUGGAAGAAAUUAAUGUAAUCUGUGACAUUGCUACAUCUCCUGAUAAGGAGGAGAAUACUCUCUAUGUAGCCACAUGCAAUCCCGUUUCCUUAUACUUCAUGAACAUGGCAGGGAAAAGUGGCUUCUUUGUGGACCUUUAUGACAUCUUCCCAAGAACGGCCGGUGGGGUUUGGCAUCCAUUUGUGACAGUGGCGCCGCUGGGAAGCCCCCUGAAGGGUCAAGUGAUUCUCCAUGAGCAGCAGAGCAAUGUCAUCCUAUUGUUGGACACCAUUAACCGAACCAUUCGGCGUCUCAUCCUCCCUUCAGAUGUUACAUCUAAGCAGCCUUCCUGGUGGAACAAGGAAUCUGAAGUUCACAGAAUGUGUAAAGAAUUUUCACACAAAAACUGGCUUGUGUUCUACAAAGAAAAUGGAAAUGACCUGACAGUGCUGGAUGUCCUGGAAGGGCGGACACACACCAUCUCACUUCCCAUCCACCUCAAGACAGUUUUUCUGGUGGCAGAGGACAAAUGGCUUCUCGUGGAGAACAAAACUAACCAGAAGUAUCUUUUAACUAAGCCUGCACACAUCGAGUCUGAGGAGAGUGGGGUCUGCCAGUUGUACGUGUUGAAAGAGGAACCUCCUAACACAGGAUUUGGAGUUACCCAAGAAACAGAUCCCAGCGUACCUCAUAAGAUUUCAAAUAAUCAGUUAACACCUGAAAACCUAAGUGCAGCUGUGGGACAGAAGAUUGUCUCUCCCAACCGAAUUCUCUCAGAUGAGAACAGUUAUGCUUCAGUCAUUGUUGGUUUCCCAGAUCUUAUGUCACCCAGUGAAGUGUAUUCUUGGAAAAGGCCAUCAUCUUUAAAUAAACCAAGGACCACUGACUCAGCAUUCUAUGGAGCAAAGAAGAAGAAUGAAACUCCAAAACAGAGCAACUGUGUGACUCUUUUAGAUUCUAAUCAGAUAAUCAGGAUUUUGCCCCCAGGAAAUGUCCCUCUAAAAGAUAUCUAUCCAAAAGAUGUUACCCCUCCCAAAACAGCUGGCUAUAUAGAAGUCACCGAUCUUCAAUCAAAAAAACUCCGGUAUAUCCCCAUUCCCAGUUCGGACUCUCUCUCACCCUACACCACGUGGCUCUCCACCAUUUCAGACACAGAUGCACUGCUGGCUGAAUGGGGCACAGGUGGUGUUGUGACUGUUGAUAUGGGAGGUCGGAUCAGACUUUGGGAAACUGGACUUGAACAUCUUCAUCGAUCACUGAUGGAAUGGAGAAACAUGAUUGGACAAGAAGACAGAAAUAUACAGAUAACAAUCGACAGAGACAGUGGUGAAGAUGUGAGUUCCCCCAAACACGGGAAGGAGGACCCAGACAACAUGCCCCAUGUGGGUGGCAAUACAUGGGCUGGAGGAACAGGGGGAAGAGACACUGCUGGUCUGGGUGGCAAAGGCGGUCCUUAUCGGCUGGAUUCUGGCCACACUGUGUACCAGGUGUCACAGGUCGAGAAAGACGCGGUUCCUGAGGAGGUGAAGCGAGCCGCGAGAGAGAUGGGCCAGAAGGCAUUCCAGCAGAGGCUAAAGGAGAUCCAAAUGAGUGAAUAUGAUGCAGCAAGCUAUGAAAGGUUUUCAGGUGCUGUUCGGCGCCAAGUACAUGCUCUCCGAAUAAUCCUGGAUAACUUACAGGCUAAAGGUAAAGAAAGACAGUGGCUGAGGCAUCAAGCUACUGGGGAUCUCGAUGAUGCCAAGAUCAUUGAUGGGCUGACUGGAGAAAAAGCCAUCUACAAACGCCGGGGUGAUCUGGAGCCUCAACUGGGCAGCCCACAGCAGAAGCCCAAGCGCCUGCGCCUGGUAGUGGACGUGUCCGGCAGCAUGUACCGCUUUAACGGGGUGGAUGGCCGACUCGAGCGCUCUAUGGAAGCUGUGUGCAUGGUCAUGGAAGCCUUCGAAAACUACGAGGAGAAGUUCAAGUAUGACAUCACUGCGCACUCUGGAGAUGGCUUCAACAUCGCCCUAAUUCCUUUGAACAAAAUCCCCAAGGACAACAAGCAAAGACUAGAAAUUCUAAAGACAAUGCAUGCCCAUGCUCAGUUCUGCAUGAGUGGGGACCACACGCUAGAGGGGACAGAACAUGCCAUCAAGGAAAUUGUCAAAGAAGAAGCAGACGAGUACUUUGUUAUUGUCUUGAGCGAUGCGAACCUGUCACGUUACGGAAUACAUCCUGCCAAGUUUGCCCAAAUCCUGACAAGCAACCCUCAAGUAAAUGCGUUUGCCAUUUUUAUUGGAUCUUUAGGUGAUCAAGCAAAGAGGCUUCAGCAAACUUUGCCAGCGGGCAGGUCUUUCGUGGCCAUGAAUACCAAGGACAUCCCUCAGAUUUUGCAACAGAUCUUCACCUCCACCAUGCUGUCCACUAUUUAAGAACCUCCUUCUGUACCUUGAGCCCGGGAUUGGAGCCAGGACAGCCUUCCAGAGGGAAGACAACGCGUGAGCCCUGCAGAGACAGAACAAGCCUGGCCUUCCUGCUCCCCUUCUCUUGCUCAGUGAGCAGAAUUCAGAAAAGCAGCCUGAAGAAGAACAGUGGGUGUGGAAGUCUACAGCCACUGAUGGGUCUCAAAUCAUGAGAGGAGGUGAAGUGACCAGGGUUUUGUAAAAGGUCAGGAUCUGUUGCUUUCGCCUUAACACUUCAUCUGGUCACUUAACACUUCACCUGAGAUGACACAAGUGGCCCCAUCCAAUGAAGCCUUGAAUCCACAUUCUGACAUCAAGAUGCAAGUCCCUGCAAACCCAUCCAGUCUGCUCCAGUCUAAUCAUUCUUUUACUUUCUCCCCUAGGAUUUUAGAAUAUCUGGCUCGCUAAAAACUCCUUCUAACCGCAAUAUUGUAUAUGAGGUUUGAUUUUCUCAAUAAAUAAUUCCAUUUUCUUAGUCAAAGCCCUAAAAUACCAAAAUAUCCUUGGCUUACUUCCUUUGCCAUGUGAAUUUUGAAUGUCUCCUUAAAUAAAAGUAAAUGCUCUGUUCCCCUGCGCCCCAGUGGAAGGAUAAAGGAUGUGUCUUGCCUCAAAGUUUCCUGUUUCCUCUUGCUCUGAUGAUUCUCAGAAAUUUUACACUAAUUCAUUUUGGUGUCUAAGAUAUGGUAUGUAAAAUAAACGCUUAAAGAAGAAAAUACUGAGACCAUUUAUAUAAAAUGAUUUGACACAUAAUUAAAAGAUUUAGGCAAUGUG